Molecule: messenger RNA, 483 nt
Organism: Rubroshorea leprosula
Lineage: Eukaryota; Viridiplantae; Streptophyta; Magnoliopsida; Malvales; Dipterocarpaceae
Source: the annotation of a GenBank genome assembly
AAUUAACUCACACUUACACAUAUUUCAAAGUAAUUUCUAUUUCUCUAGAAGACGCAUCAAUGUUGAUAAUUCCAAUUAAUGUAUAUGUUGACCACAUCCAUCAUCCAACCCCAAUCCAACAGAGAGAUGGCGAUUAUGAGGUGUAUGGAGGUGCAAAAUCCGAGCCGGGAUAUGAGGUGGACGAAUUCAAAGCCUGGCUCCGGUGGUUUGACGCUGAUCAAGACGGACAGAUAAGUAGGGAAGAGCUUAAUGACGCUCUCCAUAGCGCGAGGACUUGGUUUGCAUGGUGGAAAGCACGACAAGGAAUGAAAGCAGCGGAUGACAAUCAUGAUGGCCGGAUUGACAACAGCAAGGAAAUGGAGAAGCUCGUGAGUUAUGCUUAAAAUCACUUGCACAUGAAAAUCCACGAAAACGAUUGGUAAUACUUUGAGCUUAAAAGUUUUAUCAUGUGUUCUUUUUAAUAUAUAAAGAAUUUAUUUUUUA